ACAACACCAACCACAAUACAACCGACUUUAAAAAGAGCAGAGGCCUCUCUCCAAGCAGACAGGAGCCGUUUUAGAGACAUAUCUGCUAAAAUUUGAUGAUAUUGAUUUGUUAUUUGAAGACAAGUUCUGAACAAACUUUCAUAAACAAGGCCUCCACCUGACUGUCUUCGUCGUCAGGUCCAUCUUCAUCCCUGCAAGUUUUCAAGGAUCUCUGUGUGGAAAUGCCAUCCUGCACACCCAAGGGGGCAGAAACUCUGCACGGGAGCCCAAAGAAGGAUCCAUCCCAGGAGAACAACAAGGAAGAAAAACUUCUAAUCAUCACCAAAGACUUUAUCCGCACUCUCAGGAUCCCACAGAAAGAACCUCAGAGAAAAGCCCUCACGCUUCCAUCAGCUGAGUUUGAGCAGAUCAUCUCAACAUCCCGCUUCCUAGUCAAGGAGGAGAGAGAAGCCCUGAAAAAGACCUACGAGAAGGAGAAAGAAGAGAAAAUGAAAGCUGCUGGGGAGAGCAAGUGUCAAAUCCAGGAGGCCGAUCUCUCCCUAAGCAAGAACCGGGAGUUGAGCGACCUGGAGCUGGAGGCUCAGAAUCGUGCACAGCGGCUGGUGGAGCGCGCCGACGAUCUAAAGAUGGAGGAAGAGGAUGAGAUCAAGCAGCUCAACCAACUGAUUCUAGGCACGCAGUGUCAAGCCACGUGCGACACCCAGAUCGAGGAGAAAAAGCAGAUCAAGGCAGAGCUGGCCGAAGAGGAGAAACGUCUGGACACCAUGAUGGAGGAGGAGCGCCGCAAGGUUGUGGAGAGUUUGGAGAAGUCCAACGAGCUCCGCAAGCAAAGGCAGAUCAGGGGGAGGCAGGAAAUCUGUGACCAGAUCCAGCAAAAUCUGGAAGAAAGGCAGCUCCAAGAAGAGUUGAAAGAGCAGGAGAAACUUCAGCUCCAUAAGGAGCAGGAGAACAGGAACCACGAAGAUCUGAAGGCCCUGGAGAAGAAAUUGCUGGAGAAAAAGCUUCUGCAGGAGGAGAUCACACGCAUCAAUGCUGAAGUAGCAAAAGCCAAGGAGAGGAGGAGCGAGGAGGAGAAACAGGCUGACUUACGAGCCAUGGAAUACCUGCAGAAGAAACUGGAUCGGGAGGCGGAAUACGAGGCCGAGCAAAAACGAGUCAAGAAGGAGAAGGAGCUGGAAAUAGCCCGGCUGAGGGCCCAGCAGCAGAGAGCCAAGGACUACAAAGCAGAGCAGGACGAAAUCCGUGCAAAGAGACGCCAAGAAGCCGAGGAGAGAAGGUGGAGGCAGAAGGAGAAGGAGCUGGCGAUCAAGAAGGCACGUGACGAAGCAACGCUGCGGGCCGCUCGCCUGGAGCAAGUCCAGAACAAAGAGUACUGCCUGUCUAUGGAGGCCGGCCGCGAGAAGGCUACGUUUGAGCGGGUUCUGAAGGUCCAGCAGGAGGAGAUGGCCAAGCAGAAAGAGGAGGAGGAGAAGAAGCGUCAGAAGGCACAGCAGCACGCGCUGGCCAUCCGUCAGCAGGUGAAGGAGCGCGAGCUCUCAGCCGCCGCCAAGCGCAAAGAAAUGUUCAAGGAGGCCAACCGGCGGCUGGAGGAGGCCAAGCAGAGACAAAGCCGGCUGGCAGAAAUCAAAGAGAAGAAGCUGCAGCAGCUCAGGGCCGUCGGCCUCUCGGAAAAAUACUGCGCUCAAGUGGAAAGAAAGGCGGAGAAAUUACUUCACCCCCAUUCGAAGAACUGAGAGUUUGGCUCCAAGAACAGAGACUUCCGUCAGUAAAGCUCUUGACAUAAUCUGAGGUUUUUGAUCAAUAAAAAAUAAAAAACUAAAUCAUA
Oryzias melastigma (Indian medaka) is the source of this 1825-nucleotide messenger RNA. It is a transcript of the gene cfap45, whose product is annotated as cilia and flagella associated protein 45. The transcript has 11 exons. The coding region runs from base 222 to 1733 and encodes 503 amino acids. Lineage: Eukaryota; Metazoa; Chordata; Actinopteri; Beloniformes; Adrianichthyidae. The record is from RefSeq and is a predicted model, not a curated record.